AUGGACGAGAAGACUGAUAAAGAGAAUCCCCUCGACCCUGUGCUCGUCGAGUCCCUGUCGGUGAGAAAGGGAGCCAUCCGCAGGCAGAGAUUGUCCUGGUACUAUGCCCCCUCCUUCCUGCUCCUCUGGCUGGCCCUCUUCUACGCCAUCGUCAUGCCGCUUUACUACAGACUUCCGGACCGGUUGACCAUAUCAAAUGAAUCGCUUCAUCCAGGAGAAUUCGUGGCGGAACGGGCACAGAGUCAGCUAUUCACGUACGAUAGGAUUGGACCCAAGGUGACGGGUAGCUAUGCGAAUGAGGUGACCACGGUGGAGUUCCUCGUGAACGAGGUGGAAAAGGUCCGUGCCGAGAUGCGCAGUGACCUCUACGAGCUCGAGGUGGAUGUCCAGUCACCAACGGGUGGCUACGUCUUCAUCGAUAUGGUAAACAUGUACCAGGGCAUUCACAAUGUGAUCGUCAAACUGACUUCGAAGAGUUCCCCGAGUGAAUCCUACCUGUUGCUCAACAGCCAUUUUGACUCCAAGCCAGGCAGUCCAGGUUCCGGUGAUGACGGCACUAUGGUGGUGGUCAUGCUGGAGGUCCUUCGCCAAAUGGCGAUAUCGGCCACGCCUUUCGAACACCCCAUUGUCUUCCUGUUCAACGGGGCGGAGGAAAAUCCGCUUCAGGGCUCCCAUGGCUUCAUUACGCAACACAAAUGGGCCGGAAAUUGCAAGGCCUUUAUCAACCUCGAAGUGGGCGGAAGCGGGGGACGUGACUUGUUGUUCCAGAGCGGUCCCGAUAAUCCUUGGCUCAUGAAGUAUUAUAGACUGCACGCGAAGCACCCGUUCGCGACCACCAUGGCGGAGGAGAUUUUCCAGAGUGGCAUUUUGCCCUCUGACUCAGACUUUAGAAUUUUCCGGGAUUUUGGGAACAUAGCUGGUCUGGACAUGGCUCAGGUGGACAACGGAUAUGUGUACCACACAGCCUUUGAUACCUUUGAGAACGUGCCUGGACAGUCCAUUCAGAACUCUGGUAACAAUGUCCUCGCCCUGGUGCGUGCCUACAGUAAUGCCAGUGAGUUGUACAACACAGAGACUGACGAGGGCCACGCAGUCUUCUUCGACUUCCUGGGCCUGUUCCUUGUGUACUACUCGGAGACCACUGGCAUUGUCCUGAACUGCCUGAUUGGAGUGAUAAGUCUGGUUUUGGUUGGUUGCUCCCUCUGGCGGAUGUCUCGCCAGUCGGAUGAGGUGACUCUGCCCCAGAUUUCGAUCUGGUUCCUCAGUAUUUUGGGUCUGCACGUGGUGGGAUUCUUGCUCUGCAUUUGCCUGCCUCUGCUGAUGGCGGUUCUCUUCGAUGCUGGGGGUAGGUCACUGACUUACUUCUCCAACAUUUGGCUGGUUUUUGGCCUAUUCGUAUUUCCCGCUGUGAUUGGUCUAGUACUCCCGCUCACUCUUUACUACACCCUAAAGCCGAAUGUCAAGCUAAGCCACGCCUACCACCUCCAGCUGAGUCUGCACGCCCACUGCGUGGUCCAGGCUCUUCUGGCCCUCAUUCUGACCGCCAUGGGUCUGCGUUCCCAGUACCUGUGCCUCAUUUCCCUAAUCUUCUACGGAGGUGCACUUUUGAUUAACCUGGCGAGCACGCUGCACGAUCGUGGCUACUAUUGGGCCCUGAUUGUGAUGUGCCUUCAAGUGCUGGCGUUUUCGUACUUCUGUUACCUGUUCUACAUGUUCCUGGUCAUAUUCAUUCCGGUUCUGGGAAGGAAUGGUUAUAGUACAAAUCCUGAUCUUAUCGUAGCCUUACUUUGUGGGGUUUGCGUCUUCUUUGCUCUGGGCUAUGCGGCACAACUUAUCAACAUGUUCCGCUGGCCAAAGCUUAUUCUUCUGGGCCUGGGAGUAGCCACCUUUAUUUUCUGCAUGAUCGCUGUCUCGGAUGUGGGCUUCCCCUACAAGCCCAAGACAAAUGUGAUGCGAGCCAACUGCUUGCAUACUCGUCGUUAUUUCUACGAAUACGAUGGCUCGGUCAGUCGCAGCGAUUCUGGUUACUACUUUAACUAUCAGGAUAGGCGAGCCUUUGAUCCUCUCCAGGGCUCUGCACUAAAUCUGACCGGACUAGAGUCAGUCUCGGACAACUGCGACGAUUACGUGAUGUGUGGCAUUCCGUGCUUCUACUACAGCUGGUGCAAGUGGCGCCAGUGGGAUGGAUGGCUGCCUCGCGACUCGGAGGUGAUCAUACCCGGAGAACUUACCCUCGAAUAUCUGGGGAAGACGGUUUUGGAGUCCGGAACAGUGGCGCGAUUGCAGUUCGAGCUGUCUGGACCGCCGCACAUGAAUUUGUUCAUCCAGCCGGUGGGUUCCGCCAAGGUUGAGAACUGGUCAUUUGUGAGGAAAAUGUUGGACGAACCGGAAGAGUUCCAGCCGCCGUAUCAGAUCUUCCACUCCUACGGAACAGACAAUACCUCGCUGAAGUUCUUCAUUGACAUGGAGAAGUCUGAUGGCGAUUUCAAUAAUCCUACUCUGGAACUCGCGGCUGUGGGACACUGGGUCAGCUACGAGUUCGAAAGAGAUGCAGAGGCUAGAGAUUUUGUGGCCAGCUUUCCCAACUUUGUCCACGUUAUGGAAUGGCCUUCUAUAUUUAAGCGAUAUAUUUUUUAGGUAUUUAAUGGCUAUAGGAAUGCCAUUAUUGCAGAGUGGAUUCCCUCCAUUAGCUGCCCUCAUGAAUCCCAUUAACGAACUAAACUUUCCGAUUUUUCGGUUUAAUUUUUCCGAUUAUAUCCAUAAGCUGCCCUUAUGAAUCCCAUUAACAAACUAAACCUUUUGAAUCCCAUUACCAAGCUAACCGUUCCGAUUUUUCGGCUUAGUAUUUCUGAUAAGAAAAUGUUUUUUAAUAUCAACGAUUUUUCAGCGAAGUUUGAGAAAAAUUAAUACAAUAAUAUACCUAUGAACAUUUUA
This is a messenger RNA of Drosophila biarmipes, 2934 nucleotides long. RefSeq names its product endoplasmic reticulum metallopeptidase 1-like. Gene Ontology annotation, biological process: proteolysis. The transcript has 11 exons. Bases 1 to 2637 code for a protein of 878 amino acids. Gene Ontology annotation, molecular function: metalloexopeptidase activity. NCBI's taxonomy places the organism in Eukaryota, Metazoa, Arthropoda, Insecta, Diptera, Drosophilidae. The record is from RefSeq and is a predicted model, not a curated record.